AUGGUUUCGGACUCGGAGCUUUUGAAACGGCUCCGAGAAAUACUUGGAAGUUCCGACCUCGACACCGCCACAGCCGGUUCAAUCCGCCGCCAGCUUGAGGAGGAGUUCAAGAUUGAUUUGCAGGACCGUAAGGCAUUCAUCAGAGAACAAAUCGAUAUUUUCCUGGAAAGUGAAGACCCAGAGUCUCAAAAUGACGGCGGCGGCGGCGACCGAGAAGAGGAUGAAAAUAAUCAAGAAAUGGACGCGGAAGAAGAAGACGGUGAUGAUGAAGAAGGCGAGGGAAGUGAUGAUGAAGCAGUGAAGGGAAGGGCAAGUAAAGCAAAGAAAAGGGGAAGUGGUUUUACCAAACCAUGUGCGAUUUCUCCUCAACUUCAAGAAGUAGUUGGAGUGCCUGAAAUGGCUAGAACCGAGGUGGUGAAAAAGUUAUGGGAAUACAUUCGAGCGAAGGAUUUGCAGAAUCCCAAGGACAAGCGAAAAAUUAUAUGUGAUGAAGCUCUGCGGGGAAUUUUUAAAGUUAAUACCAUCAACAUGUUUCAGAUGAAUAAAGCAUUAUCCAAGCACAUAUGGCCCAUUGAGUACGAAGAUGAAACUCCUGUUGUGGAAUCUCCACCAGAAAAAAAGAAGCUUAAAAGAAGCAGACAAGAAGAUGUGGAAGAAGAACCAAAGGGGAAAGGGAAACAACAAAAAGGGAAACCUUCUGGAUUCCUUGCACCUCUUCCCUUGUCGAGUGCCCUGGUUGAAUUCCUCGGUACUGGUGAAAGUGCGUUACCUCGAUCUGAUGUUGUGAAGAGAAUGUGGACGUAUAUAAAGGAUAAUGAUUUGCAGGACCCGAAAGACAGGAGGAAAAUCAUAUGUGAUGACAAGCUAAACAAGCUCUUUAAAGUUCGGUCGUUCACAGGCUUCACGGUAUCAAAGCUUCUAAAGCCUCAUUUUGUUAAAACCGGUGGAUAG
Molecule: messenger RNA, 951 nt
Organism: Oldenlandia corymbosa var. corymbosa
Lineage: Eukaryota; Viridiplantae; Streptophyta; Magnoliopsida; Gentianales; Rubiaceae
Source: the annotation of a GenBank genome assembly